Molecule: messenger RNA, 978 nt
Organism: Triticum turgidum subsp. durum (durum wheat)
Lineage: Eukaryota; Viridiplantae; Streptophyta; Magnoliopsida; Poales; Poaceae
Source: the annotation of a GenBank genome assembly
AUGUUGUUGAGUAGGUAUCAAUUCUGCAGAAAUACCGCAUCUGGUUUACUUUCAGCCAGUCGGAGAGAGUCCUCUGAUGCUAACAAUGUGCUCGUUUUUUGUACGUUAAAAUGUUGUUCAGUAGGUAGCAAUUUUGCUGCAGAAACUAACAAUGUGUUUGUUAUUUGUUCACAGGGAUGCAGACCUGCAGAACGCAUGGAUGGGAUUGGGUGCUCCGUGUCACCAAGCCCAUGUUCCUCAUAUCAGCCAAGUCCGCGGGCAUCAUACAAUGCGAGCCCUACCUCCUCUUCAUUCCCCAGCGGCGCGUCUUCGCCCUUCCUCCCGCAUUCUAACAACAUGGUUAAUGGCGUUGAUGCAACCCCCAUCCUACCUUGGCUGCAAACGUUCUCCAAUUCGACGGCAUCGAAUAAGCGGCCGCAUCUUCCGCCGCUGCUGAUUCACGGGGGCUCCAUUAGCGCCCCGGUGACUCCUCCACUGAGCUCACCGACCGCUCGCACCCCUCGCAUGAAGACAGACUGGGACGAGUCGGUGAUCCAGCCUCCGUGGCAUGGUUCAAACAGCCCUUGCGUGGUGAACUCCACCCCGCCAAGCCCCGGGCGUCAAAUGGUUCCUGACCCGGCAUGGCUGGCCGGCAUCCAGAUCUCGUCAACGAGCCCUUCAUCGCCCACAUUCAGUCUCAUGUCCUCCAACCCAUUCAGCGUCUUCAAAGAAGCCAUCCCUGGCGGCGGUUCAUCAAGGAUGUGCACGCCGGGGCAGAGCGGCACGUGCUCGCCGGUGAUCCCUGGCAUGGCGCGGCACCCGGACGUUCACAUGAUGGACGUGGUCUCCGACGAGUUCGCGUUUGGAAGCAGCACCAACGGCGGCGCUCAGCAGGCCACCGCCGGACUGGUGAGGGCGUGGGAGGGCGAGAGGAUCCACGAGGACUCCGGAUCGGACGAGCUGGAGCUCACUCUCGGGAGCUCCAGGACGAGGAGCUGA